Anarrhichthys ocellatus (wolf-eel) is the source of this 6944-nucleotide messenger RNA. Its product is annotated as microphthalmia-associated transcription factor-like. Gene Ontology annotation, molecular function: RNA polymerase II cis-regulatory region sequence-specific DNA binding; protein dimerization activity; DNA-binding transcription factor activity, RNA polymerase II-specific. The transcript is spliced from 10 exons. Gene Ontology annotation, cellular component: nucleus. NCBI's taxonomy places the organism in Eukaryota, Metazoa, Chordata, Actinopteri, Perciformes, Anarhichadidae. Gene Ontology annotation, biological process: regulation of transcription by RNA polymerase II; melanocyte differentiation. Bases 1369 to 2841 code for a protein of 490 amino acids. The record is from RefSeq and is a predicted model, not a curated record.
GGGUUAUGAUUUCUGAGAUAUAGAAAUGUAAUUUGAAGAUAUUUGAAUCAAUAACGGUGUGCACACCGGGUUUUCAAGUUGUUUUUAUACUGUUAUAUUUAUACUUUGUUUGAUAUUAUCAGUAUUAUGCUGAAAGUAUCCAUGUGUGCUUGUUUAUAGUCAGUGUGCUACUUAACACUCAAAUCCUGCACAUUUGAGAUGCUGGAACCAGCAAAUAUUUGGAUUUUUAGCUUUAAAAAAUUACUAAGCAGCACAUUGAUUAUCAAAGUAGUUGCUGAUUCAUUUUCUGUCGGUUUUCUGAUUGAUGGACUAAUUGUUGCAGCUCUAAUGGACACUAUAUAUAUAUAUAUAUAUCACACUUCGCUGAAAAGUCCAUCCGCAGUGAUUGGAGACUGGAGGCUUCAAUUUUCCACAUCACAAUUGUGUUCUUACUCCCAAUACUUCAAAUACUGCAGCUUGGUCAGUACUCCUCGGCGCCUGACACUGAUGUACGAAGACACAGUUUAGCGCUUGUGCGACUAACUCCAAUGUAAAAAACAGGACGCUGUUCGUGUCCCGUGCGUAACCAAAAGUUAAUGUUAAUAUUUUGUUAUUCAGUCGUUAGUCACGUGACUCGAUAGUUAGUGAAAUUAACGUCAACCACCCUCUUUUCCUGAACCAAACUAAGUGAUUUUGAUGCCCUAAACCUAACGUCUUCUUUUUUUUUUUGAAGACACUAUGCAUGUAACAAGCGUAUACGUGAUGUUAGUGGGGUACGUAAAGCGUCCAAGAUGCGGCAUACUGGACCAUGAUUGGCUAACAAACUAUUUGAGAUCACACCAAUCACACUUUGAGGCAAGCAAAGAGAAACCUUCCCCCCUCCAGCAGAUAACUGUAGAAAUGGCCUUCUGGCAUCAAACUCUGCACAAACGUCAUUCUGCACAGUGAAGCUCAAGCGUCCAAGAAAUCAAAUUCAAAAAACAAUGGUAUUAUCUGAGAAAUGCAUUGUGACAAAAACGAAAACAGCACUGUCUUAAGCUCACGAAACAUUGACAGGUUGGAGACACAUGCAGUGACUAAAAGCUGCAGCUGCAGGCCGUUCCGCUGAACAGUGACGACACAUGUCUCCAAGCGAAACAGUGUCCGUGUGGUUUAAAAGCAGCCUGUUGAUGGGCAGUGUGCUACCAGUGGGCGCUCGCCCUCUCCCCUGCUCUGCUGUAGCCCUGGACGGGGCUGGUCCUCUACCGGGGACUCUGUGUGGCGAUUGGAGAUUCCAGGCCGGGCCCCCGAGCCUCCCCCCUCUGACACACUUUCCGCGCUGCACCACCGGCAUGACUUUCAUUUCUCUCCAAGGGCGGGUGGUGCACCUUCAGGAAAAACCAAACAAAUAUGGAGGCUGUAGGAGUGCAAGUGUACAGACCCUGCUCAUUUGACUGUUUCGGCCCGUCGGACCAGCACGGCUCCUCCAAGCCCCCGCUGAGCUCCUCGGCCAUGACAUCGCGCAUCCUGUUGCGGCAGCAGCUGAUGCGGGAGCAGCUUCAGGAGCAGGAGCGCCGGGAGCACCAGAGACAACGAGCUUCCCAGUACCCACAAACCACGGCGGGCCAGACCCCUGCCAUCAAUGUCAGUGUCCCGCCUGCAUCCCAGGUGCCAAUGGAGGUGCUCAAGGUCCAGACCCAUCUGGAGAACCCAACCAAGUACCACAUCCAGCACUCCCAGCAGCAGCAGGUGAAGCGGUACCUGGGAAAGCUUGGCUCUCAGGUGUUGAGCUUGCCCUGCCACAACCAGUCCUCUGACUACGGGGGCAUGCCGCCAGGGCUGGGCAACAGCGCCCCCAACAGCCCUAUGGCCUUACUGACCCUGAACUCCAACUGUGAGAAAGAGAUGGAUGAUGUCAUUGAUGACAUCAUUAGUCUGGAGUCCAGUUACAGUGAUGAUAUCCUGGGCUUGAUGGACCCAGGACUCCAGAUGGCUAACACGAUCCCCGUGAAUGCUAACCUCAUGGACAUGUAUGGUAAUCAAGGUAUGUCCCAGCAAGGUCUGCCCAUCAGCAACUCCUGCCCUGCCAACCUCAAAAGGGAAUACUCUGUGUCACAAUCCCCGGCCAUCAUGCACAUGCUGGAUAAGUCUGGAUCCUGCGGCAACUAUCAAAGGCCUGAAGGGUUCCCUGUGGCUGAAGUAAGAGCAAUGGCAAAGGAAAGGCAGAAGAAAGAUAACCAUAAUUUGAUUGAGAGAAGACGACGGUUUAACAUCAAUGAUCGAAUCAAGGAACUGGGAACUUUAAUUCCCAAAUCGAAUGACCCGGACAUGCGCUGGAACAAAGGCACAAUCCUGAAGGCAUCGGUGGACUACAUCAGGAAACUACAGCGGGAGCAGCUGAGGGCCAAGGAGCUGGACAGUCGCCAGAAGAAGCUCGAGCAUGCCAAUCGACAUCUGAUGUUGAGGAUACAGGAGUUAGAGAUGCAGGCCCGGGCUCACGGUCUGGUCAUCACGUCUUCAGCGCUCUGCUCUGCUGACCUUGCGCCCCGGUCCAUAAAGCACGAGACCGCUCUGGAGGACUGUCGCCAGGACCUGUACACGCUCCACCCCCAUCACCAACACCACCCGGCCUGCACUCCAGAACCGCCCGGCGCCCUGGAGCUCAACGAAGCCCACUCCAACUUCCCAGAGGGUCACUACAGCAUUCACGGCAAGCCGGGCUCCAAACUCAACGACAUCCUCAUGGAAGACACCCUAUCCCAAGACAACCUAUCCCCGGUGAGAGGGGGGGACCCUUUGCUCUCGUCCCUCUCCCCAGACACCUCAAAGGACAGCAGUCGCAAGAGCAGCGUAAGCAUGGAUGAGAAUGAUGAGUGCUGUUAGCAGCCCCUACUGGACGACACCUCGCCUGCAUCUCCACCCUGCUGCAAGUGUCCCUGUCAGCAGCUAACACACUCCCAGCUGCUCGAGAGGCUUUCUCCUGUUUGUGUCAUUUGUUUUGUUGUGUUUUUUUUCUCCCCCACCCAUGUUUACAUGUAUUGAAUCUUUUCCAUUCGUAUUAUUAUUUUUUUGUGAUAUCUUUGCCUUUUCAAGCCUUCAACCUUGAUUUCAAGGACUGAUUCUAAAGUGUGUUUGCUUUAAUCAAUACUUUGAUGACAAUGGGUUGCAAGAAAACGUUUUUAUAUUUAAAAAAAACAUGCAGUCAACUUUGAAUAGAGGCUAGAUUGUGUUUAUUUCUAUUGAUUCCAAAGAAUCUAGGGAAGUUAUAAAUCACGGUCAGAAAAUGUAGAUAUUUUUUGUUUAGAUGAACACUGCUUUUUAAAUCUCUAGCAAUAAUAGGAGAAAGAAAAAUCUAUUUAUUACUAUAGUGCUUUACACUCCUUGUGUCUUAGAUUGAACUUGAAUGUGCCAAUGCCUUAUUAAGAUGUGUAUACAUCAAUGUUGUAUUGCUAUGCACAUUCUUUGGCUGUUAAGUCUUUGUCAGUCUUCCAGUUGAAAUGUAUUCCUUGAUGAAUAUUAAUCAUUUGUAGAUUUGAUCUUAUUUAUGUAUCUGUUAUGUACACAUUCCCCAAAAAUGUAUUUAUAACAAGGCAUUUAAAAGAGCCUCUUUGAAACGACUGAGAUAAGAAAUCAAAGCACAUUAAGAAUAGGAAGCUAAUAAGUCUCCUUUAGGAUAAUUAAAACGAACAGAAUCAGCCUUGAUAAUGGCUGAUUGUAAUCUUUAAUUCAGUGUCAUAAUGAGCAAGAAGCUACACAACAAGUCAAGUUUCAACACACUGAUGCAUCCUAUAGCCAUCCAGUGCUGACUGCUCAGUAGCGUGUGCCAGAUAUUUUAUCAAUAAUCAUUCUUCACUGCCAAAACCACAUAAAUAUAUACUUUGUUUUUAAAAUGCAGUCUCAAAACUAGCAGAAUUGUAGUUCAAAUCAAAAAGAAAAAGCCUGUUGUGGCCCUGACACCCGCACAAUAAGCUGAUUCUGCUUGAUAGAUCCGAUUGUUACGUAAAGAUGAAGAUGAAUCAGUUACGUUUUUAUUGUAUUCUUGUCUGUAGUGAUCAGAACUGGUAAAUUGCUACUAUUUCAGCAGACUCAGACAUGUGUGGAUGCAAGUGCUGAGUUUUUAUAUAAUUGUCCAUUUCCUAAAUUAUUAUUAUAAUUUUUUUUGUUUUUUUACACCACUGUGGUGACAUUUCACAACCAGGAUGUUUUUUUUUCCUCCAUUAUGUGAACAUUUAUAUUUCCAAGGAGUAAAAGGAGACUGCUUUGGGAUUUUGUAUGACAUGCAUGACAUUGUCAAAACACUGAAAUGACCUCUAUAAUUUGAAACGUGGUUUGUUCACCUUUUUUUUUAUCAAAGCAUAAACUAUUGUAUUUGCCUUUUCAAACGCAUACAGAAUAUUGUAUGAGAUUGUAGAUUCUUUAUGGCGUGUAUGGUUGUUGUAUAUUUCAGCAGUUUGUUUUCAACAGUUGUAGCACAUUGCAUCAGUAUGCCUUUGUUUAUAACUAUCUGCCAUACAUUGAGAGCCCUGUUACAGCACAACCUCCAUUUUGUUAAACUAUGCAAUGGUUGAUGUUGUGCCUGCAGAGCGGCAUCAUGUCUCGACAAUGUGAUGUCCUUAGGAAUUAGCCUAAAACAGUGUCAAAGUAAUUCUCUUUUUAAUUGAUUUAAGUGCCUUACAGUCCUUUCUGUUACCCUGGUGAUGUUAGUGGAGUUAAAAGAGUGAUGCAAAAAUGUUGUUGAUGUUUAUACUGGUGUUUGGUGCUUCAUGUAUUAGCUGAAGAGUGCCAAAGUACUUCAGAAAGCAGUAGGAAAGGGCCGUUAAUCGGUACAAGAUUACACUACCCUCUCGGACUCGAGCCACAAGAAGUGGUUUGUUAUGAUGAAACCCCAAAGUGUUCAGUACUGAAUUAAGGCAUUAUGAAAUAAAUUAUCAUAAGGGUAAAUACAGUCAAAUUCAUAAAGUGAAUUCUGAAAUAAUUGAAUAUAUUAUUUCAAACCAUAAUCAAUAAUAAAUGUUAUUUCAUUAUUAUUGUUUUCAUAUGAAGUGUUUUAUUUAUUUAAGUCUGUACAGAAUUUUUUUAUUUUUAAAGUGCCCUUUUUCUUGCGUAAUAAUGGCAUAAUCCCCAAUGACACUUUUAUUUCAAGAUUGUCACCACCCCUUCACACUUACAGGCAGUCACUGGAUCCUCUCUGUACAGACUGGGCAACAGCCACAAGCUCCUGUUAGCUAGAGCAACCACAAUGCUAAAGCUAACACUAGAGGCUGUAGCAACGGACAAAGUAACAAACUGCUGCUUUACUUUAGCACAACAUGGCUACCAAUGCUACCCAGCUAACUAGCUAGGUCGGCUUGUGACCUUUGAUUGUAUGGAGCCAGUGUUAACAGUAGCAUCUAACUCAUUCUUUCAGAGUUACCGUGGCAGUUAUUUUUCAGAGAAAGAAACAUUAUUAUGAAGAGCAAAAGCAUCAAUGUGUGUGUGUGUUUGUGAUAAGCAACAGGAGCUACCUAGCCAGCAGGCAGUUGUUCCUGCUGAGAGGGUCAUGUGAUAACAUUUAAAAAAACUAAAAGAAGUGUCAUUGGGGAAAGUGCAAUGCUAUGAAAAUAAGAAUGAUGAAGCAACCUUUUAUAGUGAGCUGAGUUUUGAUAAGUUGUAAAAUGAUUUCACUAGCGGAAAUAUAACAACAGUUAGAUGGACUGCCAUGACUUUUUGUACAGAAAUGCAUGGUGCCCAGUGGAUGAAUCCUAAUUAUUAGGGUGAUCCUCUGACCUUUCAUCUAGCACCACCAGCAGGUUGACAUUUCUGGCUGUCAUUGAAAUGUCCUGUGCCUCACAGAGCCGCUAGCAUGGCUAUAGCCUCCAAAUCUUGUAUUAUUUUACUUGUUUAUUCAUAUGAUUAUUUAAUUCAUAAUGUCUCUAUGUAUUUUAUGUAUUUAAUAUUGAACACAUUGGCGUGGUUGUUCAUGUUGUUUUAUGUUUAUUAAGGUCAAACUCUACACUGAAGGGGAUGUUUCCAAAGUUGUGCUGAAUAUUCAAUAUCCGUUUGAGACUAGUGUGAAUGUAGUUCAAUGUGAUGACUGCCAAAAUGCGUUGCCAAAAUUAGAUGCAUAAUACGUUUAUUUAAAAGGUAUAAACAGCAGUUUUUUUAACAGCUUAGCUGAUCCACCUGUUAGUGAUGUUUAUCUUCCGUAAUGACAAGCAAUACCUAAAAUAUGAUUUCAAUCAGGCCUUUGCAGAAGUUAAUUCCCAUCUUUGGAAACAGUAGUUUGAAAGAAAGAAAAAACUGAAGAUAUACUUAAUAAUUGCUUUUCUGGAGCUUUCAACUGCAUCCCACAGUCUUCAUCAGCAGAUGGAGAAAGCUCAGCUGUCGUCACAUGACUGUGAAAUAGUGUGAAACUCCUGUCGAUGUGUUUGAAAGCCUAGAACAAGCUAGUAAGUGGACCUUGAGUUGAUUUUCUUUUGUUUUUGCCAUGGGUGAAUUACAAUAGAGUGGACUGCUGAAUGGCCUUCAUGGUUACACCAAUGCCAGCUACUGAGCCUUAAUUAAUUGUGCAAUAGACACAGGUAACAUUGCCCUUUGACUGAACCCAAAUAAGCUUUAUUUUGUAAUGGAACAUGAAUCAUCUGAACCCCUGAAAUGUGACAGGUUAGAAUGAACCUGAUGGUGGUGGCACAUCAUUUAAAGCCAUCACUAUGACCGAUUCCUCUUAAUGGAUCUUCCAGCUAUUCAUUAUUAUGGCACAUUAUGGGUAAACCACUAAUGAAGAACCAUGUUAGCUCAGUUUAGAUCUCUUCUGCUUAGUCUCAUUCCUGUGGUUUAUACAGACAAUGUUUUCUGCUGAUGUUGCUACUGUUCUUAUUGUUACAGCUUAUAUGAAAUGAAUGUAGCAAUAGUUACUGUACACAUUGGUUUCAGAGUUAGUGAACUCAAACUCAUUGGUACUCAAUGUGGAAACUAUCUUGUGAGAAAUAUUAAAAGUUUUAUUUGAA